Alligator mississippiensis (American alligator) is the source of this 7075-nucleotide messenger RNA. Its product is annotated as kelch-like protein 20. Gene Ontology annotation, molecular function: protein binding. Lineage: Eukaryota; Metazoa; Chordata; Crocodylia; Alligatoridae. The record is from RefSeq and is a predicted model, not a curated record. The transcript has 9 exons. The coding region runs from base 5592 to 6551 and encodes 319 amino acids.
GAGGGCAGCAGGUCCUAAAGCAGAGCAGAAAGGCGAGCCACGGGGACAACAAAGGUGAGAGUCCUGAGACGGGCGAGGCUAGAAUAACACCUGGCUGGAGAUAAAAACAUGGGCUUACAUCACCAGAGCCUGCACAGCUGUCUGCCUAUCCGUGGUCUGUGGAACCGUGUGUUUCCCAGUGACCAGAGCAUGUGGAGAGAAUAAUAGAAGGGCCUUUCUUGAACCAGUGCACCUGGCAUCUCUGUCAAGGGAGAUGUAAAGCACCCAGGGGACAUGAAACACCCGGGGGGAAGAAGCACAGGGUGUUGCUACAUCAAAUAUUUCUACUGUGCCCUUCCUGGUCAAACUCAAAGCACCUCAUGGAGUCUGCUGGUGCAGAGAGGCAAGAGACCUGGGCUUGGGACCCCAUGGACUAGGGAUUAUUCGAUAGGAUGAAACAUCAUUUUUUAGUAGGCUGAGGCCCAUCGAGAUCUGAUAUCUCUCAGAGAAGGUUAACUGGUUAAUGCUGGAUGGGCCUUUAAUUUCUGCUGGCCUGAAUUCUCCCCCGCUCCUGCAAUUUUGCCUGUUUUGUCCUCACAGUGAGGUUUCACUUGGCUGUGCCUUGCUGCAGAGCUGCCGUGUUUCACUCCAGAAAAGGCUGCAUUUCAGUGACAGCGAGAGAGUCCAACCUUGCCAGUGUUGGAGGGAUGGGAGUUGCAGAGCCUUUGACUUAUUGAUCUUGGCAUGGCACGUGGGCCUUGCUGGAGCUGACAGGGAUGCAGAACAACGGGGAAUUGGAAGAGUCCCUGCAGGAAGCACCGAAGACGCUCAAGGCCAGGAUGGAAGUUACAGCAGGGGUGAGCGCUGAUUUUGGCAGCGUUUCUGAAGCAGUGAAAGGAAGCCAUCCAUGCUGGCUGGUUUGCAUGGGACUUGCAAGGCAGCUAAAAGCUGGAAAGGAUUUCCAGGGUCUCAGCACAAGGGCAGUGAAAGGCCCCAGGGAAGUGGCACGGGGGGUGGGAGGGUAGGUGCAGAGCAGCUGGAUCAGUCGAGAUCUGUGCCAUAGGGAAACCAAAUGGUAGAAUUCAUUGGGUUUUUUUUAUUUCAUUUGUUAAUUAAGCAAGAGCCCUCCAAAUGCAGCUGUUCUUUCUGUUCUAAAUGCCUGUUUGUAGGAAGUACCAUUUUGCUAUUGUAGCAUUGCUCACAAUCCCGGGACUCUGGCCUCUGCUCUGUUUAUUACCAGGGUGUUUGUCAGUGCCCGUGACGAGGUGCUGAAAUCCCCCGUGAGCUGACAAGGACACGAGCAAUGAGUGCGAUGGAAACAACAUACUAGACCAUAUGAGAGACUGUUGCCUGUGCCUUGCCUUCCCUGGCAUGGAGGCAGGCUUCCACUUUGCCUAACAAGGCCAUCUGUAAAGGGCUGUCCCAGUGGGUUGCGUGGAGCAGGCACCUACUGCAGAAGUCAGGCCAGCCAGCUCGCUGCAGCUCCCUGCCGCUCGCACGAGGCUGCAGCUCCCCUGCCAGCAUUUCCCACCUCCUGUGUGACUGAUGUCAGGGCUGGGAUCAGCCAUUGAUGGUUCCCAGAGCUUGGCCAUUGAAGAGGUGUUUCUGUCUCAAGAAGCUGAAGCGUGGCUGCAGCAGAUGGUCCACCAGAUGCUCAGACCUCCUGAGUGACCCCUGGGCCACAUCUUGGAGUAAAUGCCAUUUGGAUUCCAAGUCUUUAGACAAGUUGAAUUUCUUUUCUUCUGCUCAUGGACUGUUUUGAUCACUGUAGUUACAAACAACCUCCGCGAUGGGGGUGAAGUGGGGAUGCGACUGAGAAAAACCCACACGGGCGCUGCUCUGCAACAUUUCCCUUCCUGCCAGUUCCCUGCUUACUGACAGGCUGGAUGAGAAAUUUGAUAUGUGGGUGACCUUGCAUGUUCUCUCCAUGUUGGCUUUGGUCUGACUUAGUGUGCAUGUCACAAGCUCAAGGGAUAGUGCUCUGAUCCCACCCUUUCCAGUGUAUCCUUGGAUGGGCUUUGGCCUGUUGGAGAAAUCCUGCAUGAAAGCUUGCAAGAAAGGAUAAGGAAGAAGUUCACUUAAUGGUCGGAGAGUGGAGGAAAAGUUUCCAAAGGCUUAGGGCACAGGAGGUUUAAUCAACCCCUAGCUCUCCCUCUGGCUAGCUGAGUUUCUCCAUUAGCUCAACACCCGCCCUCCUGAUUUGGCCCAAGGGGUGGAAUGCUUGGGCCUCCGGGAAUGUGGAAGAGAUCCUUUCCCACAGGUGCCCCAUGCACAUAUUUAUAUUUGAAUUGCUCAGAAGCCUCUGCAGUUUGCACUUUCCAACAGCCGCACAGGCUCCUCUGGCCUUGACAGCCGUCCCCUUGUUAUUUAAGGCUGGGACAACUGGAGGCGAAAGGAGGUGUUGCUGUGCUGACAUGCCAAGCAUUAACAUGCUUAAAAUACCUACAAGUUGUGAAAAAUGUUCUUUUUAUUGUAACCAGCCGUGCUGAUGUCUUGAUUGAUCUUCCCCAUGGCACUACGAUUAAGGACUUCCUUCUGUUUUUCUCUUUUAUUUAAAUUGCUCGCUAAUUAUUUCUGUCUGUUUAUGAAUUAUGUAUGAGAGCAGAGGUCUGGCCAAGUUUGCACGAGAGAAAAAUGAGGGAUGGAGAGGAGAUGAUUUAAAUCUGGGGAAAGUUUUACAGUGAUGGCAAAUGCAAGAAAUUAAACUUUUUGGCUGUCUGCCUAUGUCCUUAGACCAACAUGGCUACAAGGUUCUUUGGGUAGAUGUCAUAUCUUUUAUUAGACCAACUAAAAAGUUGGAAAAGUUGUUCGUUGCAAGCUUUUGGGCACAUAUGCCCUUCUUCAGGCAUAGGGAAAGUCUGAAAUUAAACCGGGGGAGCAGAAGGAAACAAGGGAUGUGCUAAUGCCCCAUGGCAUUGGCAUUUCCUGAGCUUCAAAGCUCUGCCCACACAGUAAGUCAUUAAUCCUUACACAGCCCCUGAGAGGUGGAUACUUCUUUGCUGCUGCUACCUGCUCUGUUUGAGAUUUCCAGGGCAGAGAUGAGGGAGGAGGCUUGUGCCUGGAGUCCCUGCAGAGCCCAUAAUGUUUCAGGUGAGAGAUCAGGCUCUUGCUGGGCUCAUGCAUCCUCCAGAGUUGCUUAUUCAGUUCCUGCAGCAAAGCCAAUUCUGCCCCUGCCGAGGUCCGUGCUUGUCCAGCUGUGGGGUUUGCAGAAGGUGAACUUGGCCUGUGAAAUCUUUAUUACGGAUCAGGAGAAAAAGAGCUCAGGUUGGCUGUUCCACUGCAGGGUGUGUAUGCACAACUGGAAAGGUUUGCUUUAAAACUGAGCAUGUUUUAAUCCUGGACGUACCCAUAUGUGGGCCCUCACCCACAUCCAGGCCAUGGGUCUAAUUCUCUUCCAGGGGAAAUAGUACAUGAUACAAAGAUUGGGGUGGAAAGGCUGAGCUGCCCUUGGAGGAACUGCCAGUGAUGGGGACCGCUGGGGAAUAUCGGGGGGCAGAAACCACUGUUUGCUUUGACUGCAGGGGGGCGUUCCCAGCACCCCUUAAAGUGCAGGGGUGUCGGAUGCAGUGCAGCCGCACACGAGAGGCCUCUGAACAAUUUCCUGCACCUGAAAGGAGUUGCUCUCGCCAAGCAACUCUUGCGCUGUCGCCUCAAAUCCCAAGCAGUAGUGAGGACUUGAAGUCCUGGUGUACAGCUACUGGAACCCAAAUGCGACGCUGCUGUCAUGCGUAGCCGGCCACAAGACGGCAAAUAAGGUGAGGGCUUCUUUACCAGAACGUACUUGUAACCUCAGACUCGCCACUGACCUCUUAACGAACACCCUUUGUUCUGAAAUGAGUAGUGUUACUUAAAGCUCUUUAAAAGGUUUAUGGCUGUAUUUAAUGCCAUGUUGCUAUUCUAUUAAGCACAGCCCAACUCCAGUACUGGAUUGACUUAGCUCCUAGCACAAUGACUCAUGCUGGUGGUACCUAUAACUUUUGCCACUGGGUACUGAAAUCCGUGGUGGUUUCCCUUUCAAGUCUUAUUUCAACUCGUUGCUGCUUUAGUCAACAGGGAUGCUCUUCUUUUGCUUUUGAUGAAGACUUAAUGCCCUACUUUUGCUGUGCCUUCCAUUGGAGGGUCUCCAGUCAUGUUACGAGUAUUGCUUAAGCCUUCAAAAUACAUACUGUUUCCCAGUUUACAGCUGGUAGGAAACUAAGGCUCAGAGUGGAAAGAGAUUUGCUUAUCUAUUAUAAAUGACGGCAACAGAGCCGGGAAUAGGAGUCAGGAGCCUGGCUUCUGUGCCUGUGGUCUAACCACGUCGACUCCAUUUUCAUAAGAGCAGUCAGAAAGGGAAAAAGGGAAACAAACAAAAGAGCACUUGUUCGGGAUUAAAAGCAGCAAGAAGGCAAAAUAGAGACACUGAUAGCAUGGACGGCAUUUGCAAAUGAGAUUUAAUAGAUUUUAUCUGAGCAGCGCAGCGGCAGGAGUUGGCGAGGAGGUUGGUGUGCCUGUUGUUCUUUUUUAGUAUCCUCCCAUUUCUGUUUCUCCCCCUGUUGUCCCCAUCUUUGAUUGUGAGCUCCUUUAGGACCCUCUUUAUUGUGUGUUUACACAGCAUCUACUACAACAGGUUCCUUCACCAGGACGGGCUCCUAGGCACUGUGAGAACACAAUAAGGGCGGGAGAUGAACUAGAUGACCCAGCUCAUCUCCUGUUUCUAAGUCACUUGUUGUAAUGCCAGGAUCUUGCCCCUGCUCCUGUUGAAGUCCAUAGAAUGAUUCUCCUAUAGGUUUGGUGGAAAGAGGGUAAGUCUGUUUUGUGAUGUAUAGUAGAAAAGUUGCUCGUUAAUGCCUGGCUUUGUUACUUACAGCAGCACUGCAAUGGGGCGGAGAGCAUCUUUCGCUGCUGCAUUUGAAGACUUGGUGGCUAUCCAGGCACUGCUACGCAUGUGACCUGCACAUCACGGUGCAGAUAGAUUGGAAUCUGGAUCCAGAACCAUCUUCAGUUUUGCAAAAACUAGAAUGUGGCUUUGGCUUUCCAUCGGUGCUUGGUUUAGGACAUGAGAAGUACUCCAUAUUGGUACACGGGACAUGCAAGCUGACACAGAAAGCUCUUUUCUUCUGCUGGCAUCCAUUCUGUUUUGGGGGGUCUCGAGCCUCUGGCACCAAGUGACCCAGGUGGAGGCCACACUUGGCUCAGCUUCGGUCUUGACCGGUUUGGGUUCUGAUCCAGUUUCACUCUGGGAUGCACGGCACGUGGAUUUUCAUGGCUGUUCUUUGUACCCAACUGACCUAAAGGUGAGAGGAACUAUUUUGCAGAGCACCGUUUAAGAACUAAAUUAGUGAUAAAGGAGAAGGGGGCAGCAAUGGGUAAAGCUGCUGCUUGACAGAUAUCAGGUACCCGAAGUCAUGGUGAGCAGUUGCUUGGGUUCAGGAGGCUAUCGAGUCCUGCUGCAGAGGGGAACAAAGGAUUGCAAGGAAUUCAUAUGCUAUGUGACCUUCCUUCCCAACGCAUGUGGCACCUUCCUAUUUUUGGUGUGUGGGUUGACAUAUAAGUCUCCUGCUCCCAUCGGGACUAGAGAGAAGUGAUCAACCCAGUCUUCACGGCCCUGCGAGCUCCUUCAGUGCUUGGGGAUGGGUAUAUAUGAAGACAAAGGGGAACAGCUUGAUUUGCAGGCAAAAAGGGUUAUCCAGGAGGCCGAGUCCAGAGCUUCUGAGACAAGCAAGCAGCUUGAGCUUGUUUUUGCUGUGGGAGGCUGGCACCACAGGGACGCCGUCAGCGGGGUGGAACGUUAUAACCCCCUCCAGCAUGAAUGGAGAGUGCUGGGCUCUGUCUCUCGACCGCACCGUGGGGCAGGAGUGGCUUCUCUGCAAAACUGCAUCUAUGCCGUCGGGGGCUUUGAUGGCACGACGUGUCUCAGCAGCGUGGCGAGGUACGACCCCAAAGUGAACGAAUGGAGCUGUGAUGUGGCCCCACUGCGGGAAAGCAAGCGAGAUGUGGGAUUGGCAGAGCUGGGCGGUUACCUCUACUGUGUAGGCGGUCAUGAUGGAUUGCUCUGCCUUAGCACGGUGGAAAGGUACGAUCCGAGCGAGGACAGGUGGUGCAAGGUGGCCCCCAUGGCCAGCCGCCGGAUGGGCUUAGGCGUGGCAGUGCUCGAUGGCUACCUCUAUGCUGUGGGUGGCUCAGAUGGGCAGUCUCCGCUCUAUUCAGUGGAACGAUAUGAUCCCGUCGAGGACACGUGGUCCCCUUGCCCUCCUCUGGGGACGUGCAGGGAAGACCUUGGCUGUGCGACCUUCCAAGGGAAGAUCUACGCGGUGGGGGGCCGGGACGACCUCACGGAGCUCUGCAGCGUUGAGCGGUUUGAUCCAGUCUCCAACGAAUGGUCCCCUGCGAUGCCCAUGCAGUCGAAGAGGAAUAAGGUGAAAGCUGCUGUCGCCAACGGGUACUUGCUGGCUGUCGGGGGCUUUGAUGGCAUUGUGCACGUGACCACCGUAGAAGCAUUUGACCCGGACAUCAACAGGUGGAGGCUCUUUGGAAACACCCAGAGCUGUCACCCUGGCGGGGGUGUGGCUGUGCUGAACGUGACCCCCUAGGACCUGAGGACUUCCUAGUCACUGCCCUGUGCAGCUAACGUGGUUUUGUGGGUCGGUAGUUUAGACAAGGGAGAGGACCAGAGUAGCAGGGAGUAGGUAAGCUGUGGGAGGAGGAUGUCAUUGCAUUCAUGAUGGAGACCGAGCUCUCGGGCAGCCUUGCUGGGUGCAACUCUGUUCUGCUCCAGGGGGUUUGGGCAGGGGCUCCCCUUGCUCUGCAUGUCUCAGCCUGCAGUGAACAGGCUCGUGCCCUGAUCCUUGGGCUGGGGGUGGUGGGGUUGGGGCUGUCUCCAUUACGAAGUGUCUGUGUCCCGUGUGUAGCUGGUCUGUUGGCAGGACAGUCACGUGGGUGGCACUCUGGGCUGGGCAGGAAGAUUUGGGGUCAGGUUCCUGCUUGCCACAACUCUUGCGUACGACUGCAAGCACGUGUCACUCUUCAGUACGUAGAGACCUGGAUCUGGACUUGGCCAUCUGCCUGCUACUGUGGUGCCAUUAAUAAAGGCAGCCCACGGCUGUUCAUGACUCUC